Chenopodium quinoa (quinoa) is the source of this 462-nucleotide messenger RNA. RefSeq lists its product as uncharacterized. The coding region runs from base 1 to 462 and encodes 153 amino acids. The transcript has a single exon. Lineage: Eukaryota; Viridiplantae; Streptophyta; Magnoliopsida; Caryophyllales; Amaranthaceae. The record is from RefSeq and is a predicted model, not a curated record.
AUGCCCAAGAAGCAACAAGAUCCCGAGAGCUUUACUUUGCCGGUUAAGAUUGGGAAUUUGGAAGCAAAGGGUACCUUGGCCGAUCUUGGAGCUAGUGUAAGUUUGAUUCUAUUGUCCAUUGCUCAACAACACAACAUUGAAAUGAUCUCUACAAGGAAGACAAUUCAACUUGCCAACCGAUCGGUAAAGUUGCCAUGCGGAGAGCUUGAGGAUGUUCCCAUUCAAGUGGGACAUAUCUAUGUUCCUUGUGAUUUUGUUGUCAUGGACAUGGAGGAAGAUGACAAUACACCUUUGAUCUUGGGUCGAGAGGCUCUUAAGACCUUGGGAGCUGUGAUCAAUUGCAAGAACAACACUAUCACUUGUGAAGUUGCCGAUGAAAAGAUGGUGUUUGAAUUUUCCAACGUAUAUAAGAAUCCCAUGGUGGAGAAGGUUUGUAGAGUGGAUGUGGUAGGUCCCCCUUAA